Molecule: messenger RNA, 972 nt
Organism: Ostreobium quekettii
Lineage: Eukaryota; Viridiplantae; Chlorophyta; Ulvophyceae; Bryopsidales; Ostreobiaceae
Source: the annotation of a GenBank genome assembly
AUGGCCGAAAAGCUGCUGGUGUUCGGGCCGGCCGGCAACGUCGGCCGCCAGAUCCUCCCCCACGUUGUCGGCAACCCCAAGCUCGACGCGUGCCUGGCCUACCACAAGAACAGGCCGCCGCAGUGCGACGAACCCGGAGUGGAGUCGGUGCAGGUAUCCCUGCUCGACCUCGACAGCGUCAAGAAGGCGCUCAGCUGGCAGCCGGACCGCAUCGUCUUCAUGGUGAACUCGGAGGCCGCUACGCUGCCGAUGGGCGAGAACUUUGUUGCCGCCUGCAAGGCCAUGUCGCCAAACGUCAAGCAGAUCGUCUACGUCUCCGAGUGCGACUACGACAAGUACUACCGCACCGACAUUGCCUUCUACAAAGACCAGAUCGCGACGGUGCAGCACGUGCUCGAGUCUGGGCUGCCCGUGACGAGGAUUGAGCCGUCGUGCUUCAUGCAGAACAUCGGCAGCUGGAUGGGGAUGAAGACUGAGCUGGCCAAGGGCACUGGAGUUGUGUCCAUCGGGAUAGAGCCCACGACGCCCCUGGCCUGGGUGGACACUCGAGACAUAGCGGAUGUGGUGGCGAGGGUGCUCGAAAAGGAUGUAGGUCAGGAGGUCGGGAAGCACUAUCGCCUGGUAGGGGACUGUCGCAGCAUGGGGGAGAUGACAGCGAUGCUGAGUGGCGUACUGAAAGAAUGUGAAUCCGAACCUAAGGUGCCGUAUCCGCAGCGGCUGGUGUACAAGCAGACAUCGAGGGAGGCGUUGACGAGGGCUAUGGAGGACGCAGGGAUGGGCGCCGACGUUGCAAGCGAUUUGGCAAAGAUGAUGUCCACCUUUCACGAGGGCCAUUUGGCCAUGCUCGAAAUGACAAGCAGCGAGGAGAUGGAGGGUCUGCUGGGGCGCCCAGCCAUCCGCCUCGAGCAGUACUUGAGGGACAACAAGUCAUUGUGGGAAAGUGCCUGGGCCAGUGGCAAGGACGAUGCUUGA